AGUCUGUUGCCUUCCAGGGGCCAAGAGCUGCUCUGAUCACCCAGGGAUUCUCUCUCCAACCCAAGUGCCUCCAGCUGACCUCUGGCUCCUGUCCUCUGGCUCCACCUGCACCGCCCUGCUCUUCCUAAGGGGCCAGGAAGCCCCCAGAAGCUCUACCAUCGACGUGGGUGGUGGCACCCGGCUCACCCUGAGAGCAGAGGCCGUGCAGGGGGCUCAGUUCUGAGCCCCAGCCGGCCCACCAUGGCACGGCGGUUCCAGGAGGAGCUGGCCGCCUUCCUCUUCGAGUAUGACACCCCCCGCAUGGUGCUGGUGCGUAAUAAGAAGGUGGGCGUUAUCUUCCGACUGAUCCAGCUGGUGGUCCUGGUCUACGUCAUCGGGUGAGUCCGGGCGCCUCCCGCUGCCUGCACCAGCCCCUACCCCGGGCCUGUCCUCCAGACUCUGACAUCCCUUGCGUGACACCAGCGAGCCCCUCUUCCUCUCCAUCCAGGGGAAGGCCUUCCUGGCAAGCCACUGUGCGAGAAUAGAAAAUCCUGCCAACUCGCUGUUGAGAUGGGGACGAGGCCGGAGGGGAAGCCCUGCCCGGGGGCCUUCGGUGAACAGGAGGCAGAGUCUCUGGGUUCUGAGGAGCCGGCUCAGUGUUAUGGUUCCUUUGAGUGGUUAGUGGUGUUCAGGGCCAGGGCACCACCAACCACAGCCACUGAGUCCUCGACCUCUGACCGCCUGCCAAACCAGGCCGCCACUGACACACAGAGGCCAUACCCCACACCCGUCACCCCAUAUGACAAGUUAGAGAGAGACAGACUCUGCUGCCAGCUUCCCUGCCUGAGCAAGGGACAUCCAGGGACGUUUGAGGCCCCCGGAGCAGAGAAACUCUCACAUUCUGAAUACCUGGUGCCUUCAUGUUGGCAUGUCAGGCGGAGGACAGAGAUUGGUUCUGGUCCCAGGGAUGAUAGUUCCUUUCUGGGCAUCUCCGGACCUGUCCCACCGGGCUGGGAGUGCAGAAUCAGAGGCAGCGUGGGACGCUCCUGCAGUAUGGUUGUCUCGGGAGCCAAGACAGGCCUGGCAGAGGCUGGCACACUUGUGGGUGUUUCUCUAUGAGAAGGGCUACCAGACCUCGAGCGGCCUCAUCAGCAGUGUCUCUGUGAAACUCAAGGGCCUGGCCGUGACCCAGCUCCCUGGCCUCGGCCCCCAGGUCUGGGAUGUGGCUGACUACGUCUUCCCAGCCCAGGGGGACAACUCCUUCGUGGUCAUGACCAAUUUCAUCGUGACCCCGAAGCAGACUCAAGGCUACUGCGCAGAGCACCCAGAAGGGGGCAUAUGCAAGGAAGACAGUGGCUGUACCCCUGGGAAGGCCAAGAGGAAGGCCCAAGGCAUCCGCACGGGCAAGUGUGUGGCCUUCAACGACACUGUGAAGACGUGUGAGAUCUUUGGCUGGUGCCCCGUGGAGGUGGAUGACGACAUCCCGCGCCCUGCCCUUCUCCGAGAGGCCGAGAACUUCACUCUUUUCAUCAAGAACAGCAUCAGCUUUCCACGCUUCAAGGUCAACAGGCGCAACCUGGUGGAGGAGGUGAAUGCUGCCCACAUGAAGACCUGCCUCUUUCACAAGACCCUGCACCCCCUGUGCCCAGUCUUCCAGCUUGGCUACGUGGUGCAAGAGUCAGGCCAGAACUUCAGCACCCUGGCUGAGAAGGGUGGAGUGGUUGGCAUCACCAUCGACUGGCACUGUGACCUGGACUGGCACGUACGGCACUGCAGACCCAUCUAUGAGUUCCAUGGGCUGUACGAAGAGAAAAAUCUCUCCCCAGGCUUCAACUUCAGAACUCCAGACCCAAGACAGUCCCCUCCAUCACCCUCCUGCCACCUCAUCCCUUCCCCAAGGUUUGCCAGGCACUUUGUGGAGAACGGGACCAACUACCGUCACCUCUUCAAGGUGUUUGGGAUUCGCUUUGACAUCCUGGUGGACGGCAAGGCCGGGAAGUUUGACAUCAUCCCUACAAUGACCACCAUCGGCUCUGGAAUUGGCAUCUUUGGGGUGGCCACAGUUCUCUGUGACCUGCUGCUGCUUCACAUCCUGCCUAAGAGGCACUACUACAAGCAGAAGAAGUUCAAAUACGCUGAGGACAUGGGGCCAGGGGCGGCUGAGCGUGACCUCGCAGCUACCAGCUCCACCCUGGGCCUGCAGGAGAACAUGAGGACAUCCUGAUGCUCGGGCCCCAACUCCUGACUGGGUGCAGCGUGAGGCUUCAGCCUGGAGCCCUGGUGGGUCCCAGCCAGGGCAGAGGGGCCUCCCCAGGAAGUCUCCUACCCUCUCAGCCAGGCAGAGAGCAGUUUGCCAGAAGCUCAGGGUGCAUAGUAGGAGAGACCUGUGCAAAUCUGAGCUCCGGCUCCGACCCCACACACCCUGAGGGAGCCCUACCCUAGCCUCAGCCGCUCCUGGUGGGGAAUGGCUGGGGCUGGGCAGGACCCUCCCACACACCUGCACCCUAGCUUCGUGCUUCUCUCUCCGGACUCUCAUUAUCCAACCCGCUGCCUCCAUUUCUCUAGAUCUGUGCUCUCCGAUGUGGCAGUCAGUAACCAUAGGUGACUAAAUUAAACUAAAAUAAAAUAGAAUGAAACACAAAAUUCAAUUCCUCGGCUGAACUAGCCACAUUUCAACUGCUCAGUAGAUACGUGUGGUUAGUGGCUGCCAUACUGGACAGCUCGGGGCAUUUUCACUGUCAAAGAAAGUUCUAUUAGACAGCCCUGCUUGAGCCCUGUUUCUUCCUGGCCUUCGGUUUCCCUGGGGAACUUAUCGACAAUGCAAGCUCCUGGGCCCACCCCCAGACCUCCUGAACCAAAAGCUCCAGGGCUGGCCGUAUGAUCUGUGUGGAUGGCAAACUCCCCAGGCCAUUCUGGGACCUAAGUUUAAGAAGUGCCGUCCUCGAACUUUCUGACUCUAAGCUCCUGAGCGGGAGUCAGACUUAGCCCUGAGCCUGCACUUCCUGUUCAGGUGCAGACACUGAACAGGGUCUCAAACACCUUCAGCAUGUGUGUUGUGUGCUCACGUGCCACACAGUGUCUCAUGCACACAACCCAGUGUACACACCACCUACGUGCACACAGCAUCCUUCCACACUGUGUAUGUGAACAGCUUGGGCCCUGCAAACACAACCAUCUACACACAUCUACACCCCCAAGCACACACACAUGGUCCGUGCCAUGUCACCUCCAUAGGGAAAGGCUUCUCUCCAAGUGUGCCAGGCCAGGACAGCCCUCCCAGCCAUGAAUCCUUACUCAGCUACCUCGGGUUGGGGUGGGAGCCCCAGCCAAAUCCUGGGCUCCCUGCCUGUGGCUCAGCCCCAGCUCCCAAGGCCUGCCUGGCUCUGUCUGAACAGAAGGUCUGGGGGAAGCGACGGGUGGAGUACAAUAAAGGGAAUGAGGACAAA
Homo sapiens (human) is the source of this 3425-nucleotide messenger RNA. RefSeq names its product purinergic receptor P2X 1 (gene P2RX1). Gene Ontology annotation, molecular function: monoatomic ion channel activity; identical protein binding; purinergic nucleotide receptor activity. Gene Ontology annotation, biological process: regulation of blood pressure; excitatory postsynaptic potential; response to ATP. Bases 908 to 2203 code for a protein of 431 amino acids. The record is from RefSeq and is a predicted model, not a curated record. The transcript has 12 exons. Gene Ontology annotation, cellular component: external side of plasma membrane; membrane; glutamatergic synapse. NCBI's taxonomy places the organism in Eukaryota, Metazoa, Chordata, Mammalia, Primates, Hominidae.